UAGACCGAAACUGCAUUGUCCUUUCCAACAAAAGCAUUCCACACCGCAGGUAGACUUCGUUAUAAGUUGAUUUCUAGCGUUCAGAUACCAGUCAGAAUUGCAUAAGUUGCGAAGAAAAUGUUGCUUGUUGUAAAUUGUGGAUUUCCUUAGUUUACCCGUCAUUCCUCAAGUUGUUAUGACACACCAAAGCGUGGGCGAGCGACUUCCUCCCUCGAAACCACCGCGUACCGUUUGAGGAGUUACUUCCGGGUUUGUUUCGUGGAUGUUCUCGGUGUAAAGGGCUUACAUCGUCGCGUCUUUGACAAAGAUUUAACACUCUCGAUGCCGUCUACAAGUCAAUUACGUGGUUAUAUAGACAUCAUAGGCUACCUAGUGGUUUUCAUCAUGGCUACGAAUGCCUCAACCGGAGUGCGUGCAAAUGCAACAUGCGGAAGAGAACUUGGAAUGAAAAAUGGUGACAUAAGGAACGAGCAGAUAAGUGCUUCAACAACGUUCACGUCGACCCUCGGACCAUGGAAACCAUCUUAUGCAAGAAUAGGCAAUCAGUACGCCUGGUAUCCCUCUUCAUACGACACAAAUCAAUGGCUUCAGGUUGAUCUUAGACAGCAGAUUGCGAUUAGCGGGGUACAAACACAAGGACACCACCAUUCGGGUGAUUCCUACUACGUCAAGUCAUUCAAGUUGAAUUACAGAGUUGACACCGGGUUCCGCUGGCAAGAGGCUUUUCAAGGAAAGAUAUUUGAAGGGAGCAGGGCUGCGGAUCAGAUAAAGGUCAACACCUUCACGACGCCCAUUGUUGCAUCAGCCAUCAGAUUCCUCCCGCAGACGUGGCACACCGGGAUUGCUCUGAGAGUGGAACUACUUGGAUGCGACUUGUCAGACAUAACCUGUGGCGAGCCUCCUUCAAUCUCACACGCCGUGGUUAUUACUAACCAUUCUGGGUACUCCUACGGAGAAUGGAGAACAUACGAAUGUGCUGCUGGCUUUACUUCGCCCCUCUCAAAGUACGAUUUACUCUGUAGUAUCAACGGAAGCUGGUACUGGACCAAUGGCGCCCCAGACUGUACCAAAAUCCCAACUACAAGGUCACCUACAAUAUCACCUGUAACCACGGUAUCAGCUGUCACGAGUAGUACAGAGUCGACGGGCAACAGUUCAGCAGUUUCUUCCAGUACUAUUCCCAUAGCUGCUGGCGCUGCAGGGGGUCUACUCCUUCUUAUUUUCAUCAUUGUAACAGCCAUUGUGUGCAGGUAAGUAAUGUCUGAACUUUCCUGUUUUGCCUACAUGUAAGGAUUCGUUUUGGUUGAUUCGAUUUCGGUUUGGUAGCAGGCCACGAUGUAAUCGGGAAGUUUAAGCUGAUUUAUGUUUUAAUUCUAUCAUUUAGAAAGAAACGUCGAGGUAGAUCGGAUACCGUCAAAUUGGAGGAUCUGCAGAGCCCUUCAGUUCGCACGGAGGAACGUGCGGAAGAAGUCGACUUCGUGCGCAACGAUCUGUACGAGUCGGCUGACAACACAGGAGCGACAGAGCCUCGCAUGGGGGAGCACCCAGAGCAAUACAGUUUCGUACGCAAUGAUUUGUAUGAGUCGGUUGACAGGACAAGUGAGGAUUCAACAAACGUCACGCUCCUACCGACCAACGAGGGAGCUGCAGCUCUUUAUACAGCCGUCAAUAAGAAAUCUCGGGGUGCUGAUGACGCAGGCAUGGUCGAUAACAUCAUUUACGAAUGAAACAUGGUCUUAAACUGAAUCUUAACUGUCUGGACACGCUUGUUGCAUUGGUUAGCUAUGUGGAAUAUAGUUAUAUAACGUUACAUGUCUGUUUAUGUUUCAUAUUGAUGAUCAUUUCGUUAAGAUGAUUCAAAAAUCCCAAAACACUAGCUAGCAUAGCUUAAGCAAUAAAGAUAGCAAUGCAAUAUUUUUAAUAAACGUAACAAAUACCAUUUUAUGCAAUCAAAAAUGUUCAGUGACACGUUGUUUUUUAUAAUUUCUCAAUGAAAUAUAGUUUUUGUAUGUAUACCCUUAUAAUGGUGACGCAAUUGCGUGAUGAUAUCGACGAAGCCUAUACAAUAUACUUUUAAGUCUA
Branchiostoma floridae (Florida lancelet) is the source of this 2082-nucleotide messenger RNA. Its product is annotated as lactadherin-like. NCBI's taxonomy places the organism in Eukaryota, Metazoa, Chordata, Leptocardii, Amphioxiformes, Branchiostomatidae. The transcript is spliced from 8 exons. The record is from RefSeq and is a predicted model, not a curated record. The coding region runs from base 322 to 1254 and encodes 310 amino acids.